AUGAGAAUAGAGAGUUACAUUGUCGCACUACUUUCUCGCACUGUCAUGACGGAAAUAACCGAAGAGUAUGGUCUGGAAGAUAAAGUUCAAGGAAUUACGUUGGAUAAUACAGCUUUAAACACAACAUUUAUCAAUGAAUUAGGUCAACUUUUGAAAAAAUCGAAAUCUUCCAUAGCAGACAUGCAUUUUAAGUGUGUUGCGCACAUCUUAAAUCUAAGUGCCCAAGAUUUAUUAAAGGAACUAAAUUUACAAAAUGACGAAGACAUUCCAGACGACGAUGACUUCGAUGAUGACGAAAAUGCUAACGAAUUAACUAAUUACAUAGAAAUAUCAACGUCAGAUAAAUGGAAUUGCUCACCUGUGAAGAAAUUAAGAACUUUAUUUCUUAAAUUAAAAUAUUCAGAAAAGCUUAGGAUAAAAUUAGAAUGUUGCUGUGGGACUGUAGGUAUAAAAAUGUUGUUACCAAGCGUGGACGUGAAAACCAGAUGGAAUUCCACCUACGACAUGAUCGAAAAAGCUAAAAAAAUGGAUAAGGCUUUAACUUUAAUUUGUGAAACGGAUAAAGAUCUCCAAGCCUUACAGUUGGAAAAAGCAGACUGGGAUGUUUUAAAAGCUGUCGUCAAAUAUUUACGAUAUUUCAAAUCCUUAUCCACAAUUCUUUCUGGUGAUAAGUACGUCACGUUACCUAUAGUAAUUGUCGGCUUAAAUAUGCUUAUUGAUAAAUUAGAAAAGUCAAUUGAAACGUUAGACUCAAAAUUAGACCAAGAAUUGAUGGAUAAUAAAAUUAAAAAUGCCCUCCAAUGUGCUCUGGGUAAGCUAAUGAAGCAUUACACAAAAACUAAUUGGGUGUACUGUGCUGUGUUGGUUCUUGAUCCGAGAUUUAAAUUGGAAACAUUUUAUAUGACCGAUUGGGGCCGAGAAAUGGUCAAAUGGUCUAUAUUUAAGUUCGAGGAUAUUUACAAGAAAGAUUAUUAUGUACAGGAAACCGAAACUGAACUUCCACUGCCUUCUAAAAACAGUGAAGAAAGUGACGAUGACGAUAUUGACCCCGCUGCUCUUUUUUCAUCGAAAAACGAUAAAUCAAAGAAUGCAACAUGCCGAAAUAAGAAUAAAGCAACAGAAGAUUGGCGCAAAGAAAUAGAUUAUUAUUUCGAUUUGGGAAGAACAGACAAAGACACAGAUAUUCUUCAGUGGUGGAAACAUAACGAGAAUAAGUUCCCUAAUUUAGCUCGCAUGUUGGAAAUUGGUUAUCCGUACAUGGGUCAUUUUCAGUGA
Messenger RNA from Leptopilina boulardi, 1275 nucleotides. RefSeq lists its product as uncharacterized. Lineage: Eukaryota; Metazoa; Arthropoda; Insecta; Hymenoptera; Figitidae. Gene Ontology annotation, molecular function: protein dimerization activity. Bases 1 to 1275 code for a protein of 424 amino acids. The transcript has 3 exons. The record is from RefSeq and is a predicted model, not a curated record.